UCCCGUUGCUCGAUAAUCGAUGGACUGCUGACGUGGGUGGUGCUCGUUUCGAAGCGAAGUGAAGUACACGAAGGACUUGUGCGAAACUCUGGAAAAACCUGGGGACUCGACCUAGAGAGAAGAUCGUUGCUGCGGUGGGAUGAUUACAACAGAUCGAAAGUCUUCCACGGUCCCAAAGAUGUUUUAACGAGAGAAGACCACUCGGUAAUGAUUUACAGAGUUCAAGUGCGAUGUUUCGAGUUUUUCGAGUCGACGAACGGACAAUAGUUGCGCGAGUGUCUAUCGUUAUUGCGGUUUCCGUUUCGACCUGCCGGUGAUCGAGCGCACGGGGAAGUGAGAUUGUAAAAAGAAAAGUAAAAAAAAAAAGCAAACGAAAAAGCAGGUACGAAAGAAGGGACCAAGAAGAGGGAGUGUCACAACGCGUGUGAAAUGGAUGGUACGCCAAAGAAUAGCGAAGCAGCAGUGUUAAUAUAUGGAUGCCCAUGGGUGGAACUUGGCCGAAAUGUGCCAGCGCUACCAUCACGCUGUACCGUCAGCCCAAAAUUCAUCGCCAGCUAGGGAUCCCUCCGCCGCCAUCGUGCAAGGCUUGUCAACGGCUACGCACAUUGAACAGGCUGGCUCCUCUUAUCCCCACUACACGAUGCUGGAUAAUUAUGACAGGGGUGAGGUGACACCACCGCCGGUGAGCAGUUACGGCGGUUCUCCUGGACUCUUGGCACUUCAUUCCUCGCUUUAUGCGACACCCACGUCGAGGGCCUACGAUAUCGAGUCGAAUAUCGAUGGCAAUGACAGUUCCAUGCCCAUCGAUGCCCAAAUCAUUUCGAUACCGGGGAUGUUGACCGGUCCGGCUCAACAGCGGCUGGAGGACAUGUCAUGGCUAGCGUCCGGUCCGUCCCUCGAGUACCAACAAGGAAUUUCGUCGAUUCCCGCAGGAGUGAAGAUGUGUCAUCCCGGCAGCACAGCCCAGAGGAGCCUAAAGGAGCAACGGAUACGUCGUCCGAUGAACGCGUUCAUGGUCUGGGCAAAGGUCGAGCGGAAGAAAUUGGCCGACGAGAAUCCUGAUCUUCACAAUGCCGAUCUUAGCAAGAUGCUGGGGAAAAAAUGGCGAGGUUUAACCCCGCAGGACAGAAGGCCGUACGUCGAGGAGGCGGAGAGGCUGAGGGUCAUACACAUGCAGGAACAUCCGAACUACAAGUACAGGCCACGGCGUAGGAAACACGCGAAACGGGCCCCGGGGGCACCGUCCUCUCCACCGUCCGCGACCAACACCACGGGCAAUAGGUCCAAUCCCGCCGGUGCCACGAUUCAUCAUUCCAUGUCCAAAAUGGACAGUUACCAAGGCAUUCCUCAGAUCCCAUGGGGCGGCCAUUCACCGAUCUCAUCGUUGUAUCACCAGCAACAGCAGCAGCAAGGCAUUCAGGAGUACAAAUCGGAGAAUAAUUCCUUGUACGGAAGCCCUUAUACACCUAUCAUUCACACUCCGGACAUAUCUCCGGUUGCCAGUCCCGAACCCGAUGGUGACGGACCGCAUCUACCAUCUAGCCAGAACCAGGAUAAUGAACGAGAUCUCAUGGAGGGUACAUCAAAACAACACGGUGAAAUGUCUGAACAAACGAAACGGUAUACUUUUAUGAACGCCGAGAAUCAACUGCACGCAACUCAUGCUGGUGGUACUGUAAUAUCGUCAUGUCAAAAUACUGGUGCUUACACGGAUACUUUGACUUACAAAAAAUCGGUGAGCUACUUAAAUUUCGAACGACAACCAUCGAGCAUAGCGGCGGUGGGUAUAGCAAAUGGAAUGAUGGUGUCGUGUAACAAAUUACGAUCCGGAUUCGAGAACGUUGGAUCUGUAACAGGCACUUUUUAUCCACCGGUCGCAUCACCGCAUGAUCAAUCGUUGCAGCACUAUACCACCACCCAAUCCUCGAAGACUGCCAAUUAUUCGAUGCAGUCUGCUGUCGAGGGUGGCUACAAUACUGUCCAGUGUGCCAAUCGACAGCAGUCCAUGGGGAUUCGUGGAGCCACUGAAGGUUGUUCCGGUGUACCACACCGGUAUCAGAUGUCCCAUCACCAAGAGUACCAGCAGGAGGCUGCCAACACAGGACAACAGCAUCAGAUUCUAGGGCACAUGGAUCCUGGUAUGACCGCCGAAGAGGAGCAACAACAAACGCUACAGCUGGAGAAGUAUUUCAAGUACUCUCACCCGACCAGCGUGGCUCACAGUAGUCUGUCAUCGCAGAAUCUGCUCGACAGUAAUCACAAUUACGCCAGUGACUUGCGUUACUAUGCCCCGCAACAGUCGCAGAUGGACAUCUCGAACUCUCAGUGCAUCAUCGACGAUCAAAGCAAAGAUAAUCGGUGUUCCAACGUCGGUAUCGGUCACACGAUGGACCAGUAUCAUCAGAACAUCGAUGUAGCAAAGUAUCCGGAACAUCCAUCGCAGCAGCAACAGCAACAGCAACAGCAACAGCAGCAACAACAGCAGCAACCUCAGCAAUCUCAGAGUAUGGAACACGUGUCGAAGGCGGACGACGACUUUAGUGUAAUACUUGCGGACGUGCGCAAGACAUGUUACAGUAGCUAG
Dufourea novaeangliae is the source of this 2584-nucleotide messenger RNA. RefSeq names its product putative transcription factor SOX-15. Bases 473 to 2584 code for a protein of 703 amino acids. Gene Ontology annotation, molecular function: RNA polymerase II cis-regulatory region sequence-specific DNA binding; DNA-binding transcription factor activity, RNA polymerase II-specific. The record is from RefSeq and is a predicted model, not a curated record. The transcript has 9 exons. NCBI's taxonomy places the organism in Eukaryota, Metazoa, Arthropoda, Insecta, Hymenoptera, Halictidae. Gene Ontology annotation, biological process: anatomical structure morphogenesis; regulation of DNA-templated transcription; cell differentiation.